Molecule: messenger RNA, 2708 nt
Organism: [Torrubiella] hemipterigena
Lineage: Eukaryota; Fungi; Ascomycota; Sordariomycetes; Hypocreales; Clavicipitaceae
Source: the annotation of a GenBank genome assembly
UGGUGGAUGAAAUAGGCAACUUUACCAAGCUGCUGGCGAAUCCGAAUACGCAUCCGAGCUAAGCGAACAAGAGGGCUGCGCCACAGGAUUCACCUACAGCGUGGUAGCAGUUGAGCCUCAGUGCCGCAACCACAGGGCCUGGAUAUGAAGAAGCAUCGCAGCGUUGAAGGCCAACGUCUGGGGGAAGAAGCACGAGGGGCGAUCACAAGAAAGGCUUUUACAGUGAGGGAGGGGGCACCAGAAUUUUUUUUAGCGGGGAUUUGGCAGUGACGGAGUGUCAGAACCAGCUGGCGGCACUUGGCAAGGGCAUGUUGCCAGGUGCCAUGAGUGUCAGGGGCCGGGAACGAGACGGGUGGCUGAACCUAACUCUGCAAAAGACUGCGAACGGAGUGGAAGAAGUGGACGAAAUAGCGUUGAAUGUAACAAUGGACCUAAAAACAACAACGGAAGACCCUACAGAUGGAAAAAUUCCCACAGCGUUGCCACCUCUCUCCACCAUCACAUGUGGACGGGUCAGGUAGGUUCCGUGUCUGUCUUACUGACCAAAUAAGCUUGGACCAAUGAGAGGUACGAUGCCGAGGAGGACGAGACGGACAAAGAAAAAUUAAGAUGAGACGAUGAUGCUGAUGAUGUAUAGCAGUGGGAUUCGCUUGCACGUAUCAUCAUUCACUUGGACGCGCUUCUGCUGUUGAAUCGUCUCUGAAAAUACCACUGCACGUCACUUUUCAUCUUGUAUGCGUGGGACAUCGCAAAAUAAAAUCCCCAAAGGAACAAGGCACCCUUUCUGGCCUAGUGUCGGGUCUCCACAGGGGGAUCGCGGCGCCUCCGUCACUUGCAACGCUCACUGGUUCCCUCCUGGUCCUCCUCCCCGAGCACGCGCUAGCUCGACAUGAACCUUGUGUCCGGCGCUAAUGCUCAAUCUCUCCUUCCCGGCUUUUACUCCUGGCAGAUCAGACUCUAGCUGGGACGCAAUCCCCAAUAUAUAAUACCGCCUCUCGACCCACCACUCCGAUCGCAAUCCUUUGCCCCCCUCUCCGACGUUACCAUCUGCACAUACUAUCGAUCGUCAUAUAUUUUCUGCAGGCUUAACGAUUUCAAUAUGGGUAACACUCCUAGCACCCCCCUGCAGACGUGCCUCAACGCCGUCUGCCAAGGCCAGAGCAACUGCGUUGCCUACCCCGAUACUGCCUUUUACUCCAGCUCUUGGGUCAAGCCUUACAACCUUGACGUCCCCGUCGCGCCCAUCGCUGUCAUCCGCCCUUCCACUGCUCAAGAUGUCUCCAACACCAUCAAGUGCGCUGUUGCCAACGGCGUCCACGUCCAGGCCAAAUCUGGCGGCCACUCCUACGCCAACUUCGGUCUCGGUGGUGAUGCUGGCGGUGUCAUGAUCGACCUGGUCAAGCUCAACAGCUUCAAGAUGGAUACCAACACCUGGCAAGCCAGCUUUGGCUCGGGCUUCCUUCUCGGCGACCUCGACAAGCAGCUUCAUGCCAACGGCAAGCGAGCCAUGGCCCACGGUACCUGCCCCGGUGUCGGCAUUGGCGGUCACGCUACCAUUGGUGGUCUUGGUCCUAGCUCCCGCAUGUGGGGUGGUGCCCUCGACCACGUUGUUGAGGUGGAAGUUGUCACUGCUGAUGGCAAGAUCCAGCGCGCCAACGAAAAGGAGAACUCGGAUCUCUUCUGGGCCCUUCGCGGUGCUGGUGCCAGCUUUGGUGUUAUUACCGAGUUUGUCGUCAAGACGCACCCCGAGCCUGGAAAUGUUGUUGAGUAUACCUACAAGAUCAGCUUCGGCAAGCAGUCCGACAUUGCCCCCGUUUACCGCAAGUGGCAGGCACUGGUCGCCGACCCCAACCUCGACCGCCGAUUCUCUACCCUCUUCAUUGCUGAACCUCUUGGCGCUCUCAUCACUGGUACUUUCUACGGCACUGAGGACGAGUACCACAAGACUGGUAUCGCCGACAAGCUUCCCGGCGGCGGCACCUUUAACGUCACUGCCACCGACUGGCUCGGCAGCUUGGCUCACAUUGCCGAGACGACUGGCCUUUACCUCUCCAACCUGGCUACUCACUUUGGCUCCAAGUCUCUUGCUUUCCGCCAGGAGGACAUGCUCUCUGAUAAGGCCAUUGACAACCUCUUCAACUACAUGGGUCAGGCUGAUGCCGGUACGGCUCUGUGGUUCGUCAUCUUCAACUCCGAGGGUGGUGCUAUGGCCGAUACACCCCAACACGCCACUGCCUACCCUCACCGUGACAAGCUCAUGAUGUACCAGUCUUACGUUGUCAACCUCGGUGCUCUCAGCGACAAGAACCGCGCUUUCGUCGAUGGCGUCCACGAUUACGUUGUUGCCGGCGCCCCUAACGCCAAGACUACCUACGCUGGAUACAUUGACCGCUACCUUAACCGCACCGCUGCCCAAGAGUUUUACUGGGGUGACAAUCUUCCCAAGCUCCGCCAGAUCAAGAAGGCUCUUGACCCUAACAGCGUCUUCCACAACCCCCAGAGUGUUGAUCCUGCCGAGUAAGGUGGUGUAUUCAUGCGAGAUGAAGAGAAAAGAAAAGACGAAAUAAAACCAACCUGUAGAUAUUGGCUUCCUUUAUGGAGCUUAAUGAGUUAACGACUGCUUUUACUCUGCGAGUCACAUCGACAGUGCGGCGCUUUGCAUUACUAUCAGAAGCUUUGCUAGAAUAAUAAUAGAAAUAUUAUAUAUU